AUGGAAAGGCUGGAGUCUCCUCCUUCCCUUCUCUCUCUCUCUCUUCCUCCCUUCCUUCCUUUCUUUGCUCAGGGUCCCUCCCUUGCUUUCUGCCGGAGAAGAGAGGGAUCCACCCACUUUGGAGAGCUGCUGCUGGGAGAGUCGAUCCCUGGGAGGAGGAGGAGGAGAGCCAUUGAUUGCCAGCGCAGGCAGGGAUCCUUCUUCUUGCCUUGCCGGGGAUCCCUUCUUGCUGGGCGUGGUGGGAUCAUCGGAGUGGUUCGGAACCGGUGGGGGAUCCAGCAGUGGAGGAGGGAUCCAGCUCCGCCAUUGGGCCCCAGGCAGAGCGGCUGGGUGAGUCCCCAAGCCAACCGGUUCGGAUGCGGUUCUGAUCCGGUUCUGAUCCAGUUCUGGCACCCGGCUCCUCUGCUGAGCUUCCCCCUUUUGUCUGGCCAAGGGAUCGCACGUGGCUCCGGAGGAAAGGGGCCCUGACUGGGAAAGACAAAAGCCCAGUCCUUCCCCCGUUGGGUUUCCUCCUCCCCCGGUUCGGUUCUGCAUUCGGGUCCGGUUCGGUUCGGGACCAAGAAAGAAGAAGGAAGAAAAAGGACAAAGAGCCAAGGGUUUUCAACCUUUCAACCAGGAUCCAAGGAAAAAAGGAGGACCGCCGCACAAAGUGGACUCAGGUUCGGUUCUUUUGGGUCUGGUCCGGUUCUUUGGAGUCUAAAAGAACAGAGUCGAGAAGAGAAAGAAUUUGUCUACACUUUUAUCCCUUCCUCCCGUUUGCAUUUCUUGGGUUACUCCAGUUUGACUCCGGUUCUGGUCCGGUUCCUUGGGUCUGGUUCGGUUCGUUUGGGUCCGGUUCAGUUCUUUGGAGUCCAAAAGAACCGGGUGAAGAAAAGGAGGAGACUCCAAAGAGUUGAUUCCCGGAUUUUUCCCUUCUAGCUAUUUGCUUUUUUUGAGUGACACUGGUUUGACUCUGGUUCUGAUCCAAUCUUGUUCUUUUGGAUUCAGUUCUCCUUGUGGGUCCAAAAGAACCAGGUCAAGGAAAAGAAGAGGAGACUCCAAAGAGUUUAUUCCCAUUUUUUUCCUUCCAUUUAUUUGUUUUUCUUGAGUGACUCCGGUUUGACUCUGGUUCCGAUCCGGUUCGGUCCUUGUGGGUCCAAAAGAACCAGGUCGAGGAGAAGAAGAAGAGGAGGAGGAGACUCCAGAGGAGUUGAUUCCCUUUGUUUCCUUCCCCGCCUUUGCCUUUCUUGGGUGACUCCGGUUCUGACCCGGGAUGGCGGUUCCGACAGGCCCCAGGGUCUACUUCCAGAGCCCCCCAGGAUCGGAGUCCAGGGGCACAGAGGAAGAGGAGGAGGAGGAAGGUCCAGUCCGGCGCCAAGGACGGGUCACAGUCAAAUAUGACCGCAAGGAGCUCCGCAAGAGGCUCCACUUGGAGGAAUGGAUCCUGGCCCAGCUCACCCUCCUCUACGACUGCCAGGAAGAAGAGAUACCAGAAUUAGAAAUAGAUGUUGAUGAACUCCUGGACAUGGAAAGUGACGAGUCUCGGAGCGCCCGGGUGAAGGAGCUACUUGUCGACUGUUACAAGCCCACAGAGGUUUUUGUGGCAGAUCUGCUAGAUAAAAUCCGUGGAAUGCAAAAACUAAGCACCCCCCAGAAGAAGUGAACCGGUGGCCAGAGAUCGCCCAUCGUCGCAGCCCUCCCUUCCUCUUUGGGGAGUUUGUCAUUGAAACUCUGGCUAUGCUGGGUUGGAAGAGGGAGGGCUGGUGGAGAAUCCUUGAUUCCCCCCUUUGAAAGAGUGGGAAGAUGCUCCUUUUUUUGGAAUGCUUUGAUAAUCAAACCCAUCUGGACACCUUUUUAGCAAUAUCGACCUGUUCCUCUAUGUGAUUUCCCCCCAGCUCCACAAGGGAGGUGGGCAGGGAGAGGAACAUGUGUUCCCCAGGGGGACGGGAGACGUAGGAACUUACAUUUUCUUUUUUAGGAUGUUUGGGCUUUUGGGUUUUUUUAAUUAUUGUGUUUUUAUAUAAAUUUAAUAAAGAUGCUUUGAGAACAAGGGCUUGGUUUC
This is a messenger RNA of Sceloporus undulatus (fence lizard), 2041 nucleotides long. RefSeq names its product protein phosphatase 1 regulatory inhibitor subunit 14B (gene PPP1R14B). NCBI's taxonomy places the organism in Eukaryota, Metazoa, Chordata, Lepidosauria, Squamata, Phrynosomatidae. The record is from RefSeq and is a predicted model, not a curated record. The transcript is spliced from 4 exons. Gene Ontology annotation, biological process: innate immune response; regulation of phosphorylation. Bases 1253 to 1642 code for a protein of 129 amino acids. Gene Ontology annotation, cellular component: cytoplasm. Gene Ontology annotation, molecular function: protein serine/threonine phosphatase inhibitor activity.